Molecule: messenger RNA, 2463 nt
Organism: Pestalotiopsis fici W106-1
Lineage: Eukaryota; Fungi; Ascomycota; Sordariomycetes; Amphisphaeriales; Sporocadaceae
Exons: 6
Coding region: 1-2463 (820 amino acids)
Biological process (GO): potassium ion transmembrane transport
Cellular component (GO): membrane
Molecular function (GO): potassium ion transmembrane transporter activity
Source: RefSeq, a predicted model, not a curated record
AUGGUCACACAACCAACGACGAUCCGCAUCGCCGAUGAUGCCAACGAGCCCGUCAAGCCCGACCUCUCUGCACGGGCCGGUGGCAUCUACGAUGUCCGCGCUCUGUCUCGGGUCGGCACCUCUGCCAGCCGCCGCAGCUCCUCCCGCCACUCCCAGAACAGGCGGCCCGAACAGGACGGCGAUGUAGAAGAUGGCGAUUGGCGCCCCGAGGAUGGCGGUCGCAAGAAGCAAAUCUUCAAGGGAACGACGUUGCUUUGGCUGGCCUACCAAUCUACUGGUGUAAUCUACGGUGAUAUUGGAACGAGUCCCCUUUACGUAUACUCGUCCACGUUCACCUCGGUCCCAAAUUACAAUGACGUCCUCCAAGUUCUGUCCCUCAUUAUCUGGUCGCUCACAAUCAUGGUCACACUGAAAUAUGUGGUGAUUGUUCUUCAUGCCGACAAUGAUGGUGAGGGAGGAACAUUCAGUUGUUACUCGCUACUUACCAGAUAUGCCAACAUCACACAACGCGACCCGCGUGAAGCUCUCUUGGUAAAGAUGGAACGUAUCAAAACCCAGGACCUGCACGAUUCGAGCAAGAAAAUUCGGUCCGGCAUGGAAAAGAGCCCGUUCAUUCGCGGCCUGCUAAAGUUCAUUGGAGUGCUGGCUGUAUCCAUGGUCAUGGCUGAUGGAGUUCUUACUCCUGCCCAGUCUGUCCUCGGCGCGGUCCAGGGUCUCAAUGUCGUCAGUCCCGAUAUCUCGACUUCGACUGUUGUUGGCACCACUUGCGGAAUUCUGGUGGUUUUGUUUGCCAUUCAACCGUUUGGAACCGCCAAACUUGCCAACUUCUUCGCACCCAUUGUCAUUUUGUGGCUGGGCUUCAACGCCGGUUUUGGUAUCUACAACCUCAUCAAGUUCGACCAUUCCGUUCUCAAGGCCUUUUCGCCAUAUUUCGCAAUCGAGUUCUUCCGCGAGAAGAAGACUGAGGGCUGGAGAAUGCUUGGAGGUGUUCUGCUUGCCUUUACGGGUGUCGAGGCCCUCUUUGCAGAUCUGGGAGCAUUCUCACUCCGUGCUAUUCAGCUUAGCUGGCUGUGCUAUUGUUAUCCGUGUCUGCUCCUGGCCUACAUUGGUCAAGCCGCCUACAUCAGUGUGCACCCAGAGGCCUACUCCAACCCGUUCUAUAACGCGGUGCCCCCAGGAAUGCUCUACCCUAGCUUGGUUCUGGCAGUGCUUGCUGCAAUUGUGGCAUCGCAGGCCAUCAUUACCGCAACUUUCCAACUCACCAGCCAGAUCAUGAAGCUAUCCUACUGUCCUCAAGUCAAGGUUGUCCACACAUCCAAAAAGUUCCACGGCCAGCUCUACGUACCUUUCCUCAACUGGAUCCUCAUGGCCUUGACUAUCCUUGUCACUGGAGUGUACAACAAUACCACAAGUCUAGGUAAUGCUUACGGUGUCUGUGUCAUGUUCGUCACCUUUUUCGACACAUGCAUGGUGACUUUGGUUGCCCUGAUUGUCUGGAAAUGGCCAGCCUGGGUCGUCUUCCUCCCGUGGCUCUUCUUUGCCACCUUUGACGGCCUCUACAUCUCCUCGUCGCUAGUCAAGGUGCCCGACGGCGCUUGGUUGACCCUGACCAUAUCUGGAGUCCUCGCCUGUCUGUUCCUGCUCUGGCGUUUCGGCAAGGAGAGCCAAUGGCGUGCAGAGGCCGAGGACAGAUUCAAGCCUUCGACCUUGAUCACCAAGGAUACUGAUGGUGGCCUUUCAUUGUCUGACCGCUGGGGCGGCGGCUCUCUCAGCAGGAUCAAGGGCUUGGGUAUUUAUUUUGACAAGACUGGAGUCCUGACGCCCACGGUCUUUACACAGUUUGUGUCAAAGUUUGGCGCCAUCCCCGAGACCAUGGUAUUCUUCCACCUGCACCCCGUCGAGGCGCCGACCGUGCCAGAUGCCGAGCGGUACUCGGUCUCGCGGCUGGGUGCCAUUCCCGGAUGUUACAGACUUGUCAUUAGCCAUGGAUACAUGGACGAAGUCAUUUCACCAGAUCUCGCACUACUAGUGUACGAGCAGGUCCGAAAGUUCAUCGUCCGCCAAGCCUGCUCCGAGGCUCUGCCCGACGAGACGGAAGCGCCCGAGGAGUCGGUCGCCACGUCGACGAGCUACGACCAGGGCGUCGCCGAAGGUAUUAGAACGACAACGGCAGCCUCGUCUUCGGGAGGAGACGAGGAUGAAAAGGGCAAGGUCCGCGAGCCAGCCGAGCUUACCAACGAAAAGGUCAAGGAAGAGGUGGCGCAUCUCGACCGUGCCUUUGCCAACAAGGUCAUGUACGUGAUUGGCAAGGAGCAAAUGCGCAUCAAGACAUCGACGCGUCUCUUCCGCCGGGUGCUACUGGCAACAUUCCUGUGGAUCCGCGAGAACACACGCGCAAAAAUUGCGAAUCUGAGACUCUCCAUGGACAGAGUCGUCGAAGUUGGAUUCGUCAAGGAAAUCUAA